Solea solea (common sole) is the source of this 1881-nucleotide messenger RNA. It is a transcript of the gene etnppl, whose product is annotated as ethanolamine-phosphate phospho-lyase. Gene Ontology annotation, molecular function: transaminase activity; ethanolamine-phosphate phospho-lyase activity; pyridoxal phosphate binding. The record is from RefSeq and is a predicted model, not a curated record. The transcript has 13 exons. Gene Ontology annotation, cellular component: mitochondrion. NCBI's taxonomy places the organism in Eukaryota, Metazoa, Chordata, Actinopteri, Pleuronectiformes, Soleidae. The coding region runs from base 75 to 1547 and encodes 490 amino acids.
GCGCAGCUGAGGCUCAGUGGUUGUGUGUUUGGGCAGGAGAAGCGCGCGUCGUCGUCGUGCCGGACAACAUUAGAAUGUCUGCGGAGAUAUUUGACAAGAAGACGACCAUUGACCUGAGGAAGAAGCACGUAGGGCCUUCUUGCAAGAUUUUCUUCAGCGAUGACCCGUUAAAGAUUGUCCGAGCCAAAGGCCAGUACAUGUAUGAUGAGAAAGGGCAGCGCUACUUGGACUGCAUAAACAAUGUGGCUCAUGUGGGCCACUGUCACUCGGACGUGGUGCAGGCUGGAGCUCAGCAGAUGCAACUUCUCAACACCAACUCGCGUUUCUUGCACGACAAGCUUGUGCUCUAUGCACAGCGGCUGCAAGCAAAACUGCCUGACAAGCUCUCUGUUUGCUACUUUGUCAACUCUGGCUCUGAAGCCAAUGACCUGGCCCUUCGUCUGGCGAAGCAGUUCAGAGGCCACAAAGAUGUCAUCACACUGGAGAAUGCCUACCACGGCCAUGUCACCUCGCUCAUUGACAUCAGUCCCUAUAAGUUCCAACAGCUGUCGGACGCUGAGCAGAAUCCAUUUGUCCAUGUGGCUCCCAGCCCAGAUGUGUACAGAGGCAAGUACAGAGCGAAUCAUCCCGAUCCUGCAUCAGCAUAUGCAAAUGAAGUCAAGGAUAUUAUAGACAAAGUCCACAAGAAAGGAGGCAAGAUUGCCGCUUUUAUUGCUGAGUCAUUGCAGAGCUGUGGCGGGCAGGUUAUUCCUCCUGUGGGCUAUUUCCAGCAAGUGGCAGCACAUGUACGCAAGGCGGGGGGCGUUUUCAUCGCCGAUGAGGUUCAGGUUGGCUUUGGGCGUGUCGGCACCCACUUCUGGGCCUUCCAGCUUCAGGGAGAGGACUUUGUGCCUGACAUUGUCACCAUGGGAAAGCCGAUUGGCAACGGCCACCCCAUGUCAUGUGUGGUGACGACCAAAGAGGUGGCUCAGGCAUUCAUGUCAUCCGGAAUGGAGUAUUUCAACACAUUUGGCGGCAACCCAGUGUCCAGUGCUAUCGGCCUGGCCGUUCUCGAGGUGAUUGAGAAGGAGGAUCUCCAGGGUCAUGCGCUGCGCGUGGGCCGGUACCUGACCAAUCAGCUGGAAAAGCAGAGAGAGAAGCAUCCACUGAUCGGAGAUAUCCGGGGGUGCGGUCUUUUUGUCGGGGUGGAGCUGGUGAGGGACAGGCUGAAGCUCACUCCUGCGACAGCAGAGGCCCAAGAAGUCAUAUAUAAGCUCAAGGAGCAGCACAUCCUCCUCAGUGCAGACGGACCUCAUCGCAAUGUGCUCAAAUUUAAACCCCCAAUGUGUUUCGCGAAGGAGGACAUUGACCUGGUGGUGGAGAAAAUUGACCACAUACUCGCAGAACUUGAGAAAGCACUGGGCAUGAAGUUGGCAAACAAACUGAAUGGAGAGAAUGAAUCCAGUAAAAGGAAGCAGACAACUGAUGAAAAUGGACGCCCGUAUCACAGCGGUUCAAUCCAUGAGGAAGGAAUUCCUCAAAAGAACCACAAACGCCUCAAGACAUAAAACCUCAUGUGAACUUUGUGUGAGCACUUUAUCACCCAUGUGAUUAAACAGAGGUCCUAAAUUUUAAAGGUGACAGAAUCCCGGGGUAAAGGUGCUUUAGUAUUUAGCCUGAUCAGAAAUGUUUUAUAAAAACAACAAUGUACUGUAUGUCUGUGAGAUCUUGGUUUGUUUAAAUUGUACUCGGGAUCAAGCCAUGUGUUCAGCAAAGCAUCUUGAACAUUGUUUCACUUUAGGACAAGAAAAGUCCCUAAUUGUGUUAAGUUGUACAUCUCAUCUUCUGCCAACACUGACUUUGAAAACAUGAUUUUAAUAAAUUUAUUUGUAUGUAAAUCUU